This is a messenger RNA of Xenopus laevis (African clawed frog), 1795 nucleotides long. It is a transcript of the gene cimap2.L, whose product is annotated as lymphocyte expansion molecule L homeolog. The record is from RefSeq and is a predicted model, not a curated record. Bases 442 to 1656 code for a protein of 404 amino acids. The transcript has 10 exons. NCBI's taxonomy places the organism in Eukaryota, Metazoa, Chordata, Amphibia, Anura, Pipidae.
GGGGCUGCUGUUCAUCAGUAGGAACCGGUCAGCUUGUUGAAGAAGAAAUGGAUGAAGAAAUAACAGGGAACGAGUACAACAGGACCUCGCUUAGUCUGCAAAAAAAUAAAGCAGGCGUUUAUUUGUAGCAUUAUUUAUUUUCAAUUUUAGACAAGCCUGAUUAUCAAAUUUAUGUUAUAGGAUUCGUUGACCCUUGCGUUAGGGUGACUACAUCUGCCUCACAGCUUCUUAUUUAUUAGCUUCCCUGGUGACGUCAUGUGCUCAGUAGGAACGCAUUGACUGGAGAGCUCAGAUCUUUACUGUUCCAUUAUAACUGGUAUUUAAUGAAAACAAAAAUGUAAGUUGAGGUGUACAAUUCCCGGCUUUACCCCCGGUCACGUGAUCAAACCUUGCCUCUCGCAGGUGAGUGGCGUGCCCGUCACUAUAGCAACCGAGCUUACAAUGGCGGAGAAGAAGUUCAGCGGUGCUCCAUUCGGCUCGCAAAGUGCCAGAUUUGAUGUGUCGGCAGCUCACCCAGACAGUAAGAAGACUGGUUCGUACACAGAAGUGCCCUACUGUAGAAAGGCCACCUCAGAGCUAGAGAGAAGGUUGGGACCAGGAACUUACAAUGCUGCUCUUAGUGAUUUCAGCCCUUCUGUCCUGGAGAAAAAUGCAUCAGCUCCUGCCUGGAAAAGAGCGCAAGAAACGGAGAAAUUGACUGCAAUGCCACACCUUCUUUACAAAGAAACAUAUGAAAGAAACCGGUUAUUGAAGCAGAACCUGGGUCCUGGGCGAUACAACAUAAAAUCAUUCUUGGAUCUCCUAGAGGAAAAGCCUUCUUGCACAAGUGGGGUGUGCGGCACUAGGGAAGUUCGGUUCAAAAAGGAUGAGCAGUUUUGUACCCCAGGACCUGGAAGUUAUGGGAAAGGGGGAAAUCCAUAUUCAAUACUAGAGGAAAGAGCCUCUAAAUCUGCCAGUUCCAAAGGCAUUAUGGAUACUGCUCCUGGGGAAGGACGCUCAUUGCCUAUUACAGGCUGUGGACUGGGACCUGGAACCUAUAAUUUAAAAAGUUCCAUAAACGAAACCUUGGCUCAUGUAGUUGGUAAUAGAGGACCAUAUGACCUUUUCUCUGCAUCACGAGAUCAACCUAUUCUGUAUGGACAUUUUGCAGAACCUAAAAACAGAGGACCAGAGCCUGGAGCUUAUAAAUUCAAGUCAUUUACUGAAGACUUGGGAAGUCAUCAAAGAAAAAAACAUGGGGUGUUUGGAAAGCUCACUCAGUAUCCAGAAGUCCCCACCGAACGAAUAUUAAUCAACAGGCCUAAAACAAUUGGUAAUCCUGGGCCUGGAUUCUAUGACCCCAAACCAUUUUAUGAACCAAAGAGGCAUUCAGCUGUUCCCUUCCUAUCAAGUGCGAAACGGUUUGAAAAGAAAUCUUGCAGACUCCUCUUUGGAAGUAAUAAUCCUGUUGGGGUAGGUCGCUAUGAUGUUGCUAAGCAUAUACGUGGGAAGACAGCGACUCCUUUACGGUCUUCAUUUCUUUCUAAAACAGAACGUUAUCUGUCUAACCCAGUAAGAGACAAGGUUUUAGAAGAACGUCUCCAACAGAAAAGCGGCUCCGUAACAAAUAAGGCAUUGCUUUCUAGCAGUGUUGCAGUACAUCCGUCCUCCGCAUAAUACAGAGGAGCCUAGUGAAAAUAAAAUGAAUAAAUCAAUCCUUGCAAGUACUAAUUCUUUUUAAGGCAGUAAUUUAAUUAUGAAAAUUGAAACAGUGGUUUAAAAAUUAAAUUAAAAAUAAAAGGAUUAUUUCAAACCU